Ricinus communis (castor bean) is the source of this 1376-nucleotide messenger RNA. Its product is annotated as protein EXORDIUM-like 3. NCBI's taxonomy places the organism in Eukaryota, Viridiplantae, Streptophyta, Magnoliopsida, Malpighiales, Euphorbiaceae. The coding region runs from base 137 to 1150 and encodes 337 amino acids. The transcript has a single exon. The record is from RefSeq and is a predicted model, not a curated record.
AGUUUCUUGUUUUCUUCUUUCUUUAUCUAUCUAUAUAUAAUUCUCUUUUGAACCCCUUUAACACUUGGUCUUUAUUUGCUCUGUAAGCCAAAAAUUACAAAGGAAAAUAGACCUCCCCCUUCACAGUUUCACUACUAUGAGACUGCCACCGUCUCCUUUAUUUCUGCUCCUCACCGUGAUUUCCCUUCUCUCCGGCGUCUCUGGGUGGCGCCCGUGGCCCCACCUAAAACCCAACUCAUCUGAUCUUCUGUACGAUGGGUCCAAGAAAUACGAGGGCUCAUCUGAGUUCGUCCACUUACGUUACCACAUGGGUCCUGUCCUAACAGCCAACAUCACUGUACACACUAUCUGGUACGGGAGGUGGCAAAAAUCCCAAAAGAAAAUCAUCCGAGAGUUCAUUACUUCAAUUUCCGCCGUCAACUCUCGCCACCCUUCUGUUUCCGGUUGGUGGAAGACCGUACAACUUUACACCGAUCAAACCGGAGCGAAUAUCUCGCGUACGGUUCUGUUAGGUGAAGAGAAAAACGACCGUUUUUACUCUCACGGGAAAUCGUUAACUAGGUUAUCUAUACAGUCCGUGAUUAAAAGUGCUGUCACAGCUAGAUCAAAGCCGUUGCCAAUUAAUCCUAAAAGCGGGUUAUAUCUUUUAUUAACGUCUGAUGACGUGUACGUUCAAGAUUUUUGCGGACAGGUAUGUGGGUUCCACUAUUUUACAUUCCCGUCCAUUGUUGGCUAUACGCUGCCGUAUGCUUGGGUAGGAAAUAGUGCUAAGUUUUGUCCAGGUGUGUGUGCAUAUCCGUUUGCCGUACCUAAAUUUAUACCGGGAUUGAAGGCUAAAAAGUCACCGAACGGCGACGUAGGGGUGGAUGGGAUGAUAAGUGUGAUUGGUCAUGAAAUAGCUGAGUUAGCGAGUAACCCGUUAGUUAAUGCUUGGUAUGCGGGUCAGGACCCGAGUGCACCAGUGGAGAUUGCUGAUUUGUGUGAAGGAAUAUAUGGGACUGGUGGUGGUGGGUCCUACACUGGGCAGUUAUUGGAGGGACAUGAUGGUGCCACGUAUAAUAUGAAUGGAAUCAGACGGAGGUACUUGGUUCAGUGGAUUUGGAAUCAUGUGGUCAGUUACUGUACUGGCCCUAAUGCACUUGAUCAGUAGUAGUAAUAUUUUUGUAUUUUGGGGUUUUUUUUUUUUUUUUUUUUGUUUUUAUAAAUUUUUCUUCUUUGAUUUGGGAUGUGGGUUUAUGUCAAAUUGCUUUAUUUGGCUUAAGGGUGGGGUAGUUAAGGAUGCUUUUUCCUAAAAAAAAAAAAAAACUUGUGUAAUAAUUAAUAUUUUGCUGUAUACUCUUCCUGUAUACAAAAUCUAGUACUAUUUUCCCGCCUUA